AUGCAUCCCGAAUGUCCAUCAACACUGUCCAGUCCCUCAAAGAACGAGCCACCGCCCUCCAAAUCACCCACAACUCCACACCUUCGCACAUCCUUCCUAUCCCUCCCCCUCGAACUCCGCGAACAAGUCUACGCCCACCUCUUCUCCGACUCCCCCGGCUGGGCCGGCGAAACCAAAAUCGAGCUCAGCGACGAGCAAGGCAGCAGCGGCGACCCCGUCGACAUCUGCCUCAAGCUCCACUGGUACUGGUUCCUAGCCAACAGACAGAUCGCAAGAGAAGGCGUCGAAUACGGCUUCCGAUGGACAAAAGUGCGCUUCGUCGGCGGCCCAUGGGUCCUGAGAGCCCUCUUCGAGAAGAUCAAAACGCCGUGGCUCCGCCGUCCUCUCACGCCCGAACAGCGCAUCGCCUGGGCGCAAUGCUCGCCUCUCCCCUCCUCCCUGGACAAAAUAGUCGGAGACGGCGCGUACGCGCUCUGUUCAAACCCCAAUCCACCUCCCAGUCUCGAACCUAACCGUCUAGCCCUCCUCCGCCAUCUCGAGCUCGCAUGGACGACCAUCCCACACGACAUCGGCAGCGCAAGCGUCCUAGCACGCAUCUCCUCCUUCGAGCUCCGCCCGCUCUUCACCCUGAUCGCGCACGACAUGCCCAGUCUGGAGUGCAUCACCACAUCCCUGCGCUUCCGCUCCCGAAGGGAUACCCGCGACGGCGGCCUGACGCGCGCAGAAUGGUUCAACGUCGAACUGGCAAGCUACGCGCUCGCACUGCUGCUCUGCGCGCACUCGCCGCACUCGCCUACAACUCCACACUUCAGAACCCUCCGCAUCCGCUACAUGGCCCGCAACCCCUGGGCCGCCAUGGAACCGCCCCUCGCCCUACCCCUCGUCACCUCCUCCCCGCUCUUCACUCACCUUCGCGCGGAAAGACUGCCCGAGCUCGCCGCCGUGCUGACGGGUGUGCGCGCAUGGGGCUUCUGCGUCUCUGAGGAUACGCUUGCUGUCGCGUCCUCUGUCGUGCCCUGGGAUCCUAUGCGCGACACGCAUAUGGUUGGGGAGGAAGUGGAGUUUGUGGUGCGGGUGAGGGAGGGGUGUGAGGUGCGGGAUUUGUGUGUUCCGGAUGGGGGGAUGGGGGCGUUGGGACGGCGGAAGGGGUGGGGUGUUGGUGUGGGGGUGUAUGGUGGUGGUGGUGGUGAGGAGGAGGUGGGUGAGGGUGAGGGUGAGGCGUGGUGGGAGGAUGAGGUUGAUUGGACGGGGCUGGAGGAUAGGGAGGCGUAUGGGCGGUUCUUGAGGGAUGGGUAUUGUCGCGAGUAUAGGCCUUGGGAGGGAUUGAGUGAUGAUAGUGAUUAUGGGCUAGGAUAUGGGGACAAUGAUGAUUAUGGGGCAGCCAUGGAUGACGAGACCGACGUCCGGUGGGGAUCGUGA
Messenger RNA from Pseudovirgaria hyperparasitica, 1419 nucleotides. RefSeq lists its product as uncharacterized. The record is from RefSeq and is a predicted model, not a curated record. The transcript has a single exon. Bases 1 to 1419 code for a protein of 472 amino acids. Lineage: Eukaryota; Fungi; Ascomycota; Dothideomycetes; Acrospermales; Acrospermaceae.